Molecule: messenger RNA, 4263 nt
Organism: Myxocyprinus asiaticus (Chinese sucker)
Lineage: Eukaryota; Metazoa; Chordata; Actinopteri; Cypriniformes; Catostomidae
Product: zinc finger protein 705F-like
Exons: 3
Coding region: 89-1171 (360 amino acids)
Biological process (GO): regulation of transcription by RNA polymerase II
Cellular component (GO): nucleus
Molecular function (GO): DNA-binding transcription factor activity, RNA polymerase II-specific; RNA polymerase II transcription regulatory region sequence-specific DNA binding
Source: RefSeq, a predicted model, not a curated record
GAACAAGAACAUUAACCAGUGUAGUGUGUUGUUUGCACUCGUGCGUUUUAUCGAAACGGAUUUGUUUUCCUUGCAAACUUUGGUAAAAAUGUCAAAACUGGAUAUUUUACAUUCUAAAUUGGCGAAGCGUAUGUCAGUUGUCAUUCGGGAUAUUUUAGAGGAGGUGGGAGCGACGGUGAAGGAUUAUCAGGAGGAAACUGCCCGCGUGCGAACAGAAAACGCAAAGCUCAAACAACAGCUAAAAAAUGUGUUGAGCAGGACAGAGACACAUCUCAACGAGCUUCAAAGUUCUGGUCACCAUUCACUUGCAUUGAACGGACAGACAGAGCUGAGAUAUUCUUCUAAAAAUCUUCAUUUGUGUUCUGCAGAAGAAAGUCAUACACGUCUGGGAUGGCACGAGGUACAAGUCCACCAUGUCUCUCAGGAUAGUCCUGAUGAAGUCUCACCUACAGAGUUCCCAGCAUGUGGGUUUGGGUCCCAAAUGGAAUCAGAAGACCAAGAGGCUCAGCAAACAGAGACCUAUAGCCAGAGUCAAGAUUCAUCUAGCGAAGAGAAGCCAUGCUUGCAAGAUCUGAUUGCAGUCUGCAAGACAGAGGCAGAGGAAAUGGAGUUAAUGACCCUACCCACUGUGGGAACAGAAAAAAUUAAGAUGGAGCCAGAAGACACUAUCGUCACAAUAACAUCAGUAACUACUAAGUGCAACGACUCCGAAACCAAUCACCAGCUAAGGACAGCCUAUAAUGCUUCAACCACGUCGAGGAAAACACGAGGAAGGCAGUUGUAUUAUGCACGACACCCCAAACCUAAGAAGGUUGCAGCAAAAAGGGCAAAAGAUGAUGGGUAUUAUACAUGUAGCAUAUGUGGAAGGCAUUUAAAGGACUUGGAAAAGCUGCAGUUGCACAUGAAAAUGCAUGAAAAAUCCUACAGCUGUCAUUUGUGUGGCAGGGACUUUUUAAAGUUUGACUAUCUUCGGAUGCACAUGCGCACACACACAGGAGAGCGGCCUUACCGUUGCAAGUGGUGCUCAAAGACCUUCAGCCAGAGUGGCAACACAAGAAGACAUGAGCGCACAUGCCAGAGAUCCACUAAAGUAAAAACAGUGCAAACAAUAGAAGAGGCUUCCCUGUUCCAGAUAAUAGACAAGGUUGACACUGGUUCCAACACUCUUUGACUGAAGAGUUUUUAAUACUUUUUCAUGACUUUUCCAGUCAUUUGUGAUUACUGGAUAAGGAUUCUCACUAAUCAUGUCUGGGGAGGAUUUCCAAUUAUGUUAGGUACUGAUCCAUGGGAUUAUUAGCUUUAAAUGAGUAUACACAUUAGUGUACAAAUGUAUCCAGUAAGCCAAAAAAAUAGUAAAUAGAAUCGCAUGUAGCUCAGUGGACCAUUCUGCUUUUCCCAUUGCCCUUACUACAGGGCCAUCCGAUAGUGAUCGCGGGCCCAGUUGCACUGCCCUAAUGACAACCCUGCCUAACCAUUUGAAGACCAUUUUGUGGUAAUAAUGCAUAUUUACUACAGACAUUUUUCAACUUGAGUGUACAAUUUACAGCUAAAUGGCUUAAGGUAAAAUGUGCUGAUUUAACCCUGAGAGACCCAAGCAUUGAUGUUCUUGACAUAUUACUUUUUUUCACCCUUAAACAUGUUUUUAGGAAGCCAAUGAUUAUAAAAAACAAGGUUUAUGCAUGUUUUGCAUUGGGGAGUAAUAUGGAAAAACAUAGCAAAAUUGCAUCACUGGGCAUUUAGGGUUGCUAGAUUUCACAACUGUUUUUUUAAUACAGAAAGUUAAACUUUUCAGUUCACAACACAAUUCAACACACAAAUGUAUAUGACAUUUUUUUUAUUACAACUUGUAAAGGUAAACUCAUAAACAGUUAAUAACUUUAAAUAUUUAAAAUCUUUAAAACAGUAUUCUUUGCAAAAGGUAAUCUGAAUAUUCUUAAAACUUGAAGAGUUUAAAUUUUCCUGUUUUUUUCUUCACCUUUUCAAUUAAAAAUGACUUGUGUGACCAUUUACACAUGAAAAUUAAGAAAACUGUUUUUGUGGUCAUUGAAGCACAAGCGGACAUCACAGUUCAUGCAGGCAGAUGUUGUAAAUCCAUCCUUGCAGUACCUACAUCUGGCUCUUUUUUCUGUCUUCAACGGCAAAUGCCCCACAUUAUCUUGUCGAAUGCUUGGGGGUGGGAUGUUGCAGCGCAUCUUUUUCUCUUUGGGAGCUGAUGACCUCUCUUCAGCUGUGGAUGGUCUGCCUCUCUUUGCAGUAUUGAUCUGAAUGAGGGAGGCAGCCAGCUGUGCCUGGAAGUGCCUCCUUUUCAGGGUGUCUUUUUCUGGGAUUUGCAAGGCUUUACAAUCACGCCUGUACAGCAACCAAGCAUUAACUAUUCCAAGUAUGAUUUUUGCCAGAAGAUAUACAAGUACCAACAUCUGGACCUGAUGUUCAGCUUGUACUAGGCUAUGAAGGAAUCAAGCAAAUCAAUGCCACCCAUGCACUGGUUGUACGCCCUCACAACAGAAGGUCUGUUGACUUCAAGAUAAGAUUUGUGCAUUUGUCCCAAUGCUUAAUCUUAUCUACUGGUUGUGGUACCAGUGAAACCUGGCAGAUUUCUUCUUGCUACGUGCUGAAUCGCCCCUUUCUUCAGAGGAACUAUUCUCACUUUCCUCUUUUUCCUCACUUUGACUUUCUUCCUGUCCUUCCUCACUUUCAUUAGUAAGAUUUCCUUACAUCAUGUUCUGUACUUUCUUUAUCACUGUCCUCUGAUUCAAUUUCAGAAUCACUUGUAUCUCUGUUAACAAUUGCCUCCAACACAUCUGAACUGAAAAACAUCUUUUGUCAAUGGCAUUCUGAAAAGACCUAGAAUAUGCCCUUCUCUUACCAACUGUAUGCAAUGUAACAAAUGUAGUACAAUUUAAAUAAAACAAAUUAAUUCAUGAGACAAUAAUGAGAAAACGGCACAGAAAAGAGCUAAAAAUAAUUUGGAAUAGUUAAUAUAUUAUUUACUGUAUAGGUUCCAUUGUGUGACCACUAAUGCCUAGCGUAGCAUUUAUGCUACACUUAAAAUUUGUGGUUUCAGAUUUAAGGAGGUUGAUCAUUUCAGGGCAUGUAAGCUUUUUUCAAUCACUAAACAUGUUAGGAAUUAAGAAAAAAAAUAUUUGAUGUCAAAUACUUUAAAAAAUAUUAUUAUUUUAAUUUGUUCCAGAAGUGUUAAACUUUGUGUCAGCAAGCUGGAACCCUUUUAUUUUGACUUAAGCAAGCUGUGGCAGUUAAUAUGCAAAUUUUCCCUGCCAAAACUGAUGUAGUGAGAAAGCUCUGAGUGUCAGCUACUGUUAAGUGUAGUUUUUACCAGUAUUUAAUGAAAAUGAGGUAUUAUUUGAUUGUUUCGUAGAAACUUUGCAAUUCUGCUACACUGGGUCUCUGAGGGUUAAAGGUGCACACAGUAAUUUUGGUGUUUAUGUCAUCUUGGACUUAUACUGACAGCUAGAGGUGUGGAUAAAAAAAAAAAAAUCAUUCAAAUGCAAUAGUUUUCAAUUACCGAUGCCAUUGUAGAAAAACAUUCAGUCAGCCAUAAUUACUUAAAUCCAUGAAUGAUGCAGUUUCUUAAUUUCCAUAACUUGCUAUGUUUUCCAAGGCAGUUGGAAUCCUGUUGAAAAGGAGAGAUUUACUCAAAUAUUUAUAAGUUUUUUACAGAUCAAUAUGGUAGACUGCACACAAAAAAUUUACUUAAAAAAAUAAAUUACAUAGCAGGGCUCCAUACUGUGACUAAAAUGGUAGCAAAUGCGAGCAAAAAUAAAUGAUUGCGACAAUAUAAAAUCUAGUCGCCAUGUGCUUUCAUAUGCGGUUUCGUCAGAUAUCAUCUUGCGAGUUAUUGAAUACAUCUUUAGAGUGCCAGUGUGUCUCGUGGUGCUUUUCACCCUUUCUGUUGAUGAUAUGAGCUUGCUGGCUGCACGCAACAAAAAACAGCAUGAGCCGUGAUGUCCGAUUUGUGAACAAAUGACUCUUUUGAACCGGGUCUUUAUAAUGAAUCACCCGACAAGAACUCAUUUGAACUCAGGAGCUCAGGUUAGCAGUUUGAACUCGGACACUUUCUCAGCGAAUCAGCCGUCAGUGAGUUCACAACUGGGAGCACAGACAUUUCAAAAUAGUAGUCCAAUGUGUAUUUCAGGCUUGUUUAUGUCCCAUGUUAUGUACCAAAUCUUUUUUUUUUCUGGUUUUCCUGGUUAUUAUUGAUUGGGAUUGGAGUAGCACAAUAAACUGCAUCUGGGAUUUCAUUCA